Hydra vulgaris (swiftwater hydra) is the source of this 696-nucleotide messenger RNA. RefSeq names its product inosine triphosphate pyrophosphatase. Lineage: Eukaryota; Metazoa; Cnidaria; Hydrozoa; Anthoathecata; Hydridae. Gene Ontology annotation, cellular component: cytoplasm. Gene Ontology annotation, biological process: nucleoside triphosphate catabolic process. The record is from RefSeq and is a predicted model, not a curated record. Gene Ontology annotation, molecular function: nucleoside triphosphate diphosphatase activity.
CAUUCAGAAUGUCUUGUUGUAAGUAAUGGCAUCAAAAAAAGCACUGGUUUUUGUAACUAGCAAUGAAAAUAAGUUAAAAGAAUUUGUGCAAAUAAUUGGUCUUAAUGAAAAAUGGAAUAUAACAUCCAAGAAUAUUGAUUUACCUGAAUAUCAAGGAGAACCAGAUGAAAUAAGCAUCCAGAAAUGCAAGAUUGCUGCAGAACAUGUAAAAGGACCAGUUGUUAUUGAGGAUACAUGUCUUUGUUUUAAUGCAUUUGGUGGUCUACCAGGACCAUAUGUUAAAUGGUUUUUAGAUAAAUUAAAGCCUGAAGGACUAUAUAAUUUAUUGAAUGGUUGGGAAGACAAGAGUGCUUAUGCAUUAUGUACAUUUGCUUAUUCUUCUGGAUGUUCAACUGAUGAAAUAGUUUUAUUCAGAGGAAUUACAAAUGGAACAAUUGUAGAACCGCGAGGUCCUACUUCGUUUGGAUGGGAUCCUUGUUUUCAACCAGAUGGAUUUACUCAAACUUAUGCUGAGAUGGAUAAAGAUACAAAAAACUCAAUUUCCCAUAGGGGAAAGUCUUUAGCAAUGCUUCAAAAAUAUUUAAAUAAUUUAUGUCUAUAAGAUCAGUAAUAUUUACUAUCAAUGUAAUAGUGUUAAUGAUAUAAUUUAAAUACUAAAUUUUAGAAAUAUUUUAUUGAUGUAUAAUGCUCUUUAAA